UCUUGUGCAUGAAUGGACUAAUAACCUGACUGUGUUCUCUUAUGCCCUUGAGGAAUGGAUGACUUGUCAACGAAACUGGCUUCAUGUUGAGCCAGUCUUUAACUGUCUAGAAAUACAAAGGCAGCUCCCAGAAGAAACAAAAGUUUUCUCUCAGGUGAUUUCCACAUGGAAAGAAGUAACAUCCAAACUACAAAACAGACUGAAUGCUUUGCAAAUAAUCAUCUCCAAAAGAAUACCCGAAAUUCUGAAAAAUUGUAAUAAACAUCUUGAAUUUAUAAAGAAAAGGCUUGAGGACUACCUUGAAAUGAAAAGGAUGAUUUUCCCCAGGUUUUACUUCCUCAGCACCAAUGAGCUGCUUGCGAUCCUAGCCGGCAGCAGAAACCCUGAGUCUGUACAGCCUCAUCUAGUGAAGUGCUUUGAGAAUGUGAAGCAGCUGAUGAUAUGCAAGCAAGAGAUCGGCCCCUCUACCAUAAGGAUGCUCAUGUCUGCUGAAGGCGAAGGCCUCGUGCUGCACAAGAAAAUUCACGUAAGAAGUGCUGUAGAACAGUGGCUGGCAAAUGUAGAAAAAAGCAUGUUUGAGGCGUUAAAAAAGUAAGUACAAAUUUUAAAUCCUGAACCUAUAUAUAUUUGUUACCUGUAUUUAACUCUACCUUUGU
Ochotona curzoniae (black-lipped pika) is the source of this 656-nucleotide messenger RNA. Its product is annotated as dynein heavy chain 6, axonemal-like. Lineage: Eukaryota; Metazoa; Chordata; Mammalia; Lagomorpha; Ochotonidae. Gene Ontology annotation, biological process: microtubule-based movement. The transcript has 5 exons. Gene Ontology annotation, molecular function: minus-end-directed microtubule motor activity; dynein intermediate chain binding; dynein light intermediate chain binding. The coding region runs from base 59 to 595 and encodes 178 amino acids. Gene Ontology annotation, cellular component: dynein complex. The record is from RefSeq and is a predicted model, not a curated record.